AUGGGCUCAUCUACCGGCUCCCCCAUUGCAAUGCACAAAUCACCAGAGGUGUCAAAGCCAAUAUCUGCUAGUGAGGAGCAAAUCAAUGCUAUGGAUCUUGAAGCUGGACCAUUAUCUACUCUUGUGGCUCCCCAUUCCCAGGUUUCUGACAAAGGCAAAGGCAAAAUAACAACCUGGAAAAGAACGGGGCAUAAGAUGGGCAGGCUGCAGAGGCUUAUUGAUAAUCCCUCUCAGACAGACAAAUUGUUGAUAGGCAAAAGAGACAAACCAGAUCUACCCUAUGACUCAAAGGAGGAUGAGGAGCAGAAUUCUCAGGGCUCAGUCAUGAAAAAGUCAAAGGCUUCAUUUGAUAAGAGCCUGGUUGAUUGGGCGACGGAGAUGACGGGAGGAUCGAAAUUCGAGGUCUCGAAAUUUGAUGGUCAUGGCAAUUUCAGAUUAUGGCAGACGAGAGUAAAAGAUUUAUUGGCGCAACAAGGAAUUCAGAAAGGGCUGUGCGCAGAAAAGCCAAAGGGGAUGGAAGACGAUGAUUGGCAAGAUCUGCAGGAACGGGCGGCCGGGACGAUUUGGUUGUGCCUUGCAGAUGAAGUUAUGUAUCACACUGAGGAGAUUACUUCAGCGUUGUUGGCUCACAACCAGCGGAAACAUAAAUCUGGAGAGUCAUCUUCUCAAAGUGACAGCUUAUAUGUGAAGGGUAACCAGGAUCGUGGAAGAAGACAGGGGCGAGAUAAUUCAAGAAAUCGGAAUUUCAGAUCCAAGUCGCGAGACAAAUCACAAGGGAGGAAAACUGUGACGUGUUAUAAGUGCAAGGAACAAGGGCACUUCAAACGGGAUUGCCCAAAGUGGAAGAAACAGAUUGUUGAUAUGUCAUCCAAAGAGUGGUUUGCUACUUAUAAACCAGGUAACUCGGGUUCUGUUUUUCUUGGUGAUGAUAGAUGCUGCGGUAUUGUCGCAGUUCUUGAUAAGGGAGAGAGUUCGAGUUCUGCACUUGAUGAUGUUGAUCAUGAUGUUUCUGACACAACUGAUGUGUCAGAUAGCAACAAGUUAGCUCGAGAUAGAGUGAGGCGUACCAAUAUACAAGCUCCAGUCAGGGCUGUACUUGCAUUUGUGGCUAGUUGGGAUUUGCAUUUAGAGCAGAUAGAUGUGAAGACUGCUUUCUUGCAUGGUGAUCUCGCAGAGCCUAUUUACAUGCAACAGCCAGACGGUUUCGUUCAACCAGGGAAGAAGCAUUUAUUUUGCAGGUUGAAUAAAUCCUUGUAUGGCUUGAAGCAAGCAUCGCGGCAGUGGAAUAUACUGUUUGAUUCGUAUAUGCUGAAGAUUGGCUACAAGCGUUGUGAGUUCGAUUGUUGUGUUUACACUAAGAGCCUUGGUGAUGGUUCUAUUAUUUUUCUGUUACUUUAUGGUGAUGACAUGUUUAUUGCUGCUAAGAAUAUGCGUGAUAUUGUUGAUCUGAAAAGCCUUUUGAGUCAGGAAUUUGAGAUGAAGGAUUUGGGGGCUGCAAAGAAGAUUCUUGGGAUAGAGAUUCACAGGGAUAGAGGAUCAAAAAAGCUGUGGUUAUCUCAGAAGGGUUAUGUGGAGAAGGUGCUACAGAGGUUUGGGAUGAAUGAAGCAAAACCGGUGGACACUCCAUUAGCAAACCAGUUCAAGCUUUUUGUUGAUAUGUGCCCCAAGUCGGACAAGGAGAUUCAGGAUAUGGUGGAGAUACCUUAUGCCAGUGCUGUUGGAUGUCAGAUGUAUGCCAUGGUAUGUACUCGUCCUGAUUUAGCUCAUGUUGUUGGUCAAGUUUGCAAGUAUAUUUCUAGGCCGGGUAAACAGCAUUGGGAGGCAGUCAAAUGGAUUUUCAGAUAUUUGAAAAGUACUUCGGGACAUGGAGAUCUACCACUGGGUAUGUCUUCACUUUUGGUGGAGGCCCUAUUUGUUGGAGGUCGAAUACUCAGCCUAUAG
Striga hermonthica is the source of this 1941-nucleotide messenger RNA. Lineage: Eukaryota; Viridiplantae; Streptophyta; Magnoliopsida; Lamiales; Orobanchaceae. The record is from the annotation of a GenBank genome assembly.